Messenger RNA from Pantherophis guttatus, 4073 nucleotides. The record is from RefSeq and is a predicted model, not a curated record. Lineage: Eukaryota; Metazoa; Chordata; Lepidosauria; Squamata; Colubridae.
CGGCAGUAGAAGCGGCGGGGAAGGCGGUGUCGGAGGCCGCCUCCUCUUCCUUCUCCUCCGUCUCCUCCUCCUCCUAAACCCGCUUCUGGGCUCCGCCUCGCCGGCGUGCAUUGAACCCGCGGGGCAAAGCAGGCGGGGAUGCCCCUCGUGGGCUGGGGAGGGGGGCUCCGGAUCCAGCGGGGAGCCGCCUUCCAUUGCACGCACGCCCACCUGUCCUUGCACGUUGCAGGGAGGCUGAAAUAUUUUCUUCCAGUUUGAAGUUUGUAUCAUCACCAUUACCUGAAGAUGAAGAUAGUCCUUAUGGUAGCUGAGAAGCCUUCUCUGGCUCAGUCCAUCGCCAAAAUCCUUUCAAGAGGAAACAUGUCGUCUCGCAAAGGGUUAAACGGAGUGUGUUCUGUCCAUGAAUUCACCGGUCCUUUCAUUGGACAAACUGUCCAUUUCAAGAUGACGUCAGUAUGUGGUCAUGUGAUGACACUGGAUUUUAUAGGAAAAUACAACAACUGGGAUAAAGUUGAUCCCGCUGAACUUUUUAGUAAAGCGCCAACCGAAAAGAAAGAAGCCAACCCAAAACUAAACAUGGUGAAAUUCUUACAGGUGGAAGGGAGAGGUUGCGAUUACGUUGUUCUGUGGCUGGAUUGCGACAAGGAAGGUGAAAAUAUAUGCUUUGAGGUGCUGGAUGCGACCCUCCCCGUCAUGAAUAAACCCCGUGGAGGCGAGAAGACGAUCUACAGAGCCAAAUUCAGCUCCAUCACUGACACGGAUAUCUGCAACGCCAUGAACCAGUUGGGGGAACCCAACCACAACGAAGCUCUGUCAGUGGACGCCCGGCAAGAGUUAGACCUGCGGAUUGGCUGUGCGUUUACAAGGUUUCAGACAAAAUAUUUCCAGGGCAAAUACGGCAAUUUAGACAGUUCGCUGAUCUCCUUUGGGCCUUGCCAGACGCCCACCCUGGGGUUCUGCGUGGAGCGCCACGAUAAAAUCCAGUCGUUCAAACCCGAAACCUACUGGGUGUUGCAAGCCAAGGUUACUCCCGAAAAAGACAGUUGUUUGACUCUAGAGUGGGACAGAGUCAGGAUCUUUGACCGAGAAAUUGCUCAGAUGUUUUUGAACCUAACGAAAAUGGCGAAGGAAGCCAAGGUUGAGUCUGUGAGUAAAAAGGAGAAAGUGAAACAACGACCUCUGGCUCUUAACACGGUGGAAAUGUUGCGGGUUGCCAGCGCUGCGUUGGAGACUCUGUGCCAAUCUGCUCCAAUCAAUCUUUGGUUCGGCCAGAGGUGGCCGGCCCUUGGCUCAUGUAUGCUCUGUCGGUGGUUUUCUCCCAAGGUCAAAACAUUAUUGGUGGAAGGCAUCAACAGGCCACGGAAAGGCCACGAUGCUGGAGAUCACCCUCCCAUCACCCCAAUGAGAGCGGCCUCUGAAGCAGAAUUAGGGGGUGAUGGAUGGAGGCUCUACGAAUACAUUACAAGGCACUUUAUCGCCACUAUCAGUGCUGACUGCAAAUACCUUCAAACUACUAUUGCGUGCAGUGUUGCCUCGGAACGUUUCACCUGCAUAGGAAAGACAGUUCUUUCGCCAGGGUUUACUGAAGUUAUGCCGUGGCAAAGCAUCCCGUUGGAAGAGAGCCUCCCCAGCUGUGAUCGAGGAGACCUCUUCCCUGUGAGCGAAGUGAAGCUCCUGGAGAAGCAGACCUGCCCGCCCGAUUAUUUGACGGAAGCUGAACUCAUCACGUUGAUGGAAAAACAUGGGAUAGGAACGGAUGCCAGCAUUCCAGUCCAUAUCAACAACAUCUGCCAACGCAACUACGUCACUGUGGAAGGCGGCCGCAGACUGAAACCUACCAACCUGGGCAUAGUUUUGGUACACGGCUACUACAAAAUAGAUGCGGAGCUGGUGCUCCCGACCAUCCGUAGCGCGGUGGAGAAGCAGCUCAACCUAAUCUCUCAAGGGAAAGCCAACUUCCAUCAGGUUCUGGAGCACACCUUGGACAUCUUCAAAAGGAAGUUCCACUACUUUGUGGAUUCCAUCGCAGGUAUGGAUGAGUUAAUGGAAGUGUCUUUUUCACCUCUGGCUGCCACAGGAAAGCCCCUCUCCCGAUGCGGCAAAUGUCAUCGUUUUAUGAAAUACAUCCAGGCCAAACCAAGCCGUCUCCACUGCUCGCACUGCGACGAGACCUACAGCCUUCCCCAGAAUGGGACGAUCAAACUGUACAAAGAGUUGCGAUGCCCUCUGGAUGAUUUUGAGCUGGUGCUGUGGUCUUCCGGUUCCAGGGGGAAAAGUUACCCGCUGUGCCCUUAUUGUUACAAUAACCCUCCUUUUAGGGAUAUGAAGAAAGGAAUGGGUUGCAACGAAUGCACCCACCCCAACUGCCAACAUUCGCUGAACCAGUUGGGCAUCGGCCAGUGCGUCGAGUGCGAAAGUGGGGUGCUGGUGUUGGACCCCAUCUCCGGGCCCAAGUGGAAAAUGGCCUGCAACAAAUGCAACGUGGUGGUGCAUUUCUUCGAAAACGCGCACAAGGUGCGGGUAUCGGCCGAGACGUGCGACACCUGCGACGCCGCCCUGGUGGACGUGGAUUUUAACAAGGCCAAGUCGCCGCUGCCCGGCGGCGAGACCCAGCACACCGGCUGCGUCUUCUGCGACCCCGUCUUCCAAGACCUGGUGGAAUUGAAGCACGCGGCCAUGAAACACCCCAUGCACCGGGGCGGGCAGGGGAAACGGCAGGGGCGAGGAAGAGGCGGCAAGGGCCGGCGGCUCGGGGGAAGGCAGCCCCCUAAGAAGCCGAAAGACAAGAUGGCGGCCCUCGCAGCUUAUUUUGUAUGAUCCGCCGUUGCGCAGAAAGCCUUUCGUAAUAAAAUCCCCCCCCCCCCGGAGAAAGCUUCUUUUGGUUGGUUUUAUUGUGUGGGAAACCCCCUCCCCAGAAGAAUGAAAUAUUUUGAGAAUUUUUUUAAAAAAGAGACAGAAUAUUAUAUUUCCCUAAUGGAGAAACAUGUUUUUAAAGGCAGAAAGCAACCCCCACCCACCCCCAAAUUUUUCUUAAUAGCCCACAGCGGAUGCCAGCACUUAAGGAGAUAAAAGAGCUUAUCGAAAGCGGAAGACAACUAUCUAGGUGGCUCUAUUCAUAAGCAAAGCAAAUACUGCAGGCAGAAAUCCAGUCAAGACGGGAUGUUUCGAAACUCCUUGCAGCCAAGUUUGACAGCUUCUGACCUAGGCUUCCCCCAGCAGCACGAAGCCGAGUCCUCGUCCCGAUAAACCCCUUUUAUUUAAUUGUCAGUGAAUUCCUCUCCAGCAAAGUCUUUCCUCUCCCACAAUCUUUCACGAUAGUUCACAAUUACUGACCUUUAUCAGGCUUGGAGAGUGGUCAGGCCGAUAUCUUUCAGACGCUGCAAUACUUGGCAAGAAUGCAGGAAGUGAUCUUCGCCCAAAUGAACUAAUUGUCUCCUGCAAGCUCCUUUCCCCUUUGCUCCUCUUUAUUCCCUAUGGGAGGAGCCAUUCACCGUCCACCUGUGGCUUUACUCCUGAGUCGACCCUUGUUCCUUAGCUGUUCCCUUCUCCUGGCAGCUCACACUGGGAACAGGCUUCAGCUGUUCUUCUGCCCCACUGAUAUCCGACUCCGAAGGCAGCUGAUAACUGUCAUACGGCCCUGGCCCCCUCUCUGCCUCCGAUGCAGAGCCCUCAUCAGAGCCUUCCCCAGACUCCAGGACUGGCCCAUGUUCCUCCCCAACCUCCUCAUUGUCCAAAUCUGCUGCCAGAUCCGCUGGCCACUGGCGGGCCACAACAACAGCUAACAAAAAGCAGAAGGGUAGGAUUAGCACAGCAGCCCCUCACCCAAGAUCCAGCACAGCCAUUAGCCAUAAUAGGAUCAACCCACUACCAUUUAGUGGAAGACACAGAGCUCACUACAUUGCACAAUCUCCUAAGGGGCAUUUCGGACAUUGCACAACACCCCCCCCCCAAAAAACCUUAUAAAACUCCAUAUACUCAUCAAAACAGAAUCACAAACCCUCAUCAAUCCAUGUUGUUUUCAGCGUCUAUUUUUAUGUUUUGCAUUAAAGGACACCUCUAGUGUGUGUGUGUGU